AUGAAAAGCUCUAGAGAAAUUCAAUGCGAUGAAUGCUACUUUUCAAAGAGUGGUCUAUUCUUACUUUAUACUAUUAAAAAUCAAAUAUUUUUAAUGGAAUCUGAAUCCCUCAAGCUAAGGAGAAUAUACAUCAACAGCUACAAAAUAGAUUCCAUUGAAUUUUCUAAUGAUGACAUUCACUUUUUGGCGUUGGUCAAGAGUCAUGGAUAUGUCUGUGUCUAUUCAUUUUUCACUACUGAAAUUGUUAAUAAAAUUCAAGAUCCUUUUCAUUCAUAUUUAUCUGCUUUCUUUUUGGGACAGGGGUCUAACAUAUGUAUCCACAAAUACGAGAUGAUGUGCAUAAGUGUGUACGAAAUAAAGAACACAGAAAAACCAUUAGUAAUUAUAGAAAAUGUGAAAUCGAAAAAAAAAGCAUAUUGUCUUAGUGCAGGAAAUGAUAUCCUUGGUUGUAUAACAGAAUUUAAUAAACAUAACAAAAUAAAUUUACUAUGUUUGCAGAGUUACAAAAUAAAAACUUUAAUUACUUGCGUCAACUUUAAUCCUAGUGCUAUAUUUAUAACUAAAUUGAACAAUAUUCUAACUUAUAGUAAUAAACACAAAUCCGUACAUGUAUAUAAUUCCAAUGGAGAGUUAUUGCACGUGCAUAACUUUGCCUCACAUUUAGCAUGCAUAAACAUCUUGUCAAUAAAUGAAGAACGGAAUGUCAUUUCUAUGGGAAUGCAAGAUGGAGUUGUUACCCUUUUAAGUUUAGACAAUUUAAGAGAAAUAAAAAAAAUAAUUUUGAGCGACAUGCUCCUAAUGAAUGAGCAAAUGAAAAUUUAUAAAGAAAAUACUUCCACGAGGAAUGUUCUCAGAGGAGACUUAGUACAUGAGAUAAAUGUACUAAGCGGAAGGAAAGCGUGUUUUUCGUUUUACAGCAACGUAUCGGAAGGUGUUAAAGAAGGAGAAUACAAAUUAAAGUGUGAAAAGGAAGAGAUAACGGACAUGUGUCUCAAAAUAGGGAUUACUUUUUUAUCUUUCAGUUUAUGUGGAACUUACAUGUCAAUCAUAAAAAGCCAUAAUAACGUAAUCAGGAUUUACAAAACAGAAAGUUAUACCUGUGUAGCCAUAUUGCAACAAAAAAAAAAAAUAACAAGUGCACAAUGGGAUAAUAUUCUCGGCAAGGCAAGGCUUCUCAUUUGCACAAAUUCUCCACAUUUGUUUGUGUGGCUACCGCACGAGUGCACAAUACUUGAAAUGCCAUAUGAUGGUUUCAAGUGCAAGGAGGCAAAAUGGAAUUGCGAUGGGAUGGCCCUGCUGUCUAAGAGUGAGGUACUGUUCCUUGCACGCAAGUCUGCCCGCAUGGCAAAGUACAUAAGAACUGUGAACAUAUGA
This is a messenger RNA of Plasmodium gonderi, 1374 nucleotides long. RefSeq lists its product as hypothetical. Gene Ontology annotation, biological process: protein localization to mitotic spindle pole body; microtubule anchoring at mitotic spindle pole body; mitotic sister chromatid segregation. Gene Ontology annotation, molecular function: protein binding. The coding region runs from base 1 to 1374 and encodes 457 amino acids. The record is from RefSeq and is a predicted model, not a curated record. Gene Ontology annotation, cellular component: MWP complex; microtubule organizing center; mitotic spindle. The transcript is spliced from 11 exons. NCBI's taxonomy places the organism in Eukaryota, Apicomplexa, Aconoidasida, Haemosporida, Plasmodiidae.